Messenger RNA from Anisakis simplex (herring worm), 1645 nucleotides. The record is from the annotation of a GenBank genome assembly. NCBI's taxonomy places the organism in Eukaryota, Metazoa, Nematoda, Chromadorea, Rhabditida, Anisakidae.
GAAAUUUAAGACAGUCGAAAUUGAAUGCAUAUUUUCAGGAAUCGCCUAUUCAGCACUAUCAGGCGUUGCACCAGUUUAUGGUCUUUAUUCGUCAUUUUUUCCGGUUCUGUUUUACAUGUUCUUCGCCACUUCAAGACACAAUUCUAUUGGCUCUUUUGCCGUCGUUUCAUUGAUGACAGGCGAAGCCAAUCGUGUGAUCAUGACCAAAUACGCAGCGUUUUCAACUAAUUCUACUAUAUCUUCAACGCAGAUAGCUCAUUUAAGACCGAUUAUGGUUGCGUCAACUCUGACAUUUGUAGUGGGAAUUGUUCAAUUCGCCGCUGGCUUUCUACGACUGGAAUUUAUUACGGCAUAUUUCUCGGACCAACUAGUUGACGGCUUUAUCACCGGUGCAGCAUGCAUUGUUAUUGCCGCACAAGUCAACGACGUUCUCGGCGUGAAUGUGCCCGAUGUGACCGGGCCUGCCUAUACAUUUAAGCGUUUUUACGAUGUACUUUCGCAAAUAGCACAAUCAAAUGUAUGUACGGUCAUUAUAUCAGUUAUUUCGUUUGCGUUUUUGUACGUUGGCAGAGACUUCAUAAGUCCGUAUGUCACUAAGCGUUUUAAAAUCAAGAUACCCAUUCCUUAUGAACUGAUUCUGGUUAUAAUAACAACCGGCAUUUCCUACGGGUUCAGACUCGAUCAGCGAUAUGGAAUGGAAAUUGUUGGUGAUAUUCCAGCCGGGAUGCCACUCCCUCAAGUUCCCGUUUUUUCAAUUUUACUAGAUUGCCUUCCACAUGCCCUCAGUAUUACAGCCGUCAUAAUUGCGGUGCACAUAUCAAUGGCCAAAAUGUUGGCAAAAAAGAUGAACUAUGAAAUUGAUUCUAGACAGGAACUAUACGCACUAGGUUUGUCAUCAAUGUUGGGUGGUUUAUUUCCCAUAUAUCCCGUAUCGACGGCGAUGGGUCGCACGAUGGUUAACGUUGAAAGUGGAUCAAGAACACAGCUAGCAGCUUUAUUCAGUUGCCUUCUGCUAUUGAUAGUGAUCUUGUGGCUAGGACCCUUAUUGGAAUCAUUACCUAUAUGCGUUUUGGCAGUGAUUAUUAUCAUGGCACUUCGUUCGUUGUUUGAAAAAGUCGACUAUUUGAAAAAUCUCUGGCAUGGUUCAAAAAUUGAUUUGUUGACUUGGCUUGUGGCAUUCGUUACAACGGUAGGACUUGACGUUAUGAAAGGUCUUGUAAUAUCGAUCAUUUUCGCCUUAUUGACGAUCGUCUUUCGAUCACAAUGGCCUAAAUCCGAAACGCUUGCUCCAACAAGGGGUGCAGAAGAUUUUGAGAACUUGCGAAGAUAUAAAGCUCUCUCUCAGUAUCCAGAUAUUCACAUAUUCCGAUUCGACUCACCGUUAUUGUUCCCGAAUGUUGAGAACUUUAAAGCUAAGAUCCUGAAGCAGAUCAAAAGCUGGAGUGACGGUGAUUCAGACACUAAUGACUCGGUUACUGACAGACCUGAUACUAAGGAGACAUCGAGCAUGAAAUUCAUCAUAAUUGAUUGCUCGUGCAUAUCAUUUAUCGAUUGCAUGGGAGUGAAUGCACUUAAAGAGGCCGUCCAUGAUACUAAAUCUCGUCGUGUUACAUUGUUGUUGGCGGCUGCAACUGGCACGUUUUAA